Messenger RNA from Xenopus tropicalis (tropical clawed frog), 2159 nucleotides. It is a transcript of the gene degs2, whose product is annotated as delta(4)-desaturase, sphingolipid 2. The coding region runs from base 330 to 1298 and encodes 322 amino acids. Gene Ontology annotation, biological process: sphingolipid biosynthetic process; lipid metabolic process. The record is from RefSeq and is a predicted model, not a curated record. Gene Ontology annotation, cellular component: membrane; endoplasmic reticulum membrane. NCBI's taxonomy places the organism in Eukaryota, Metazoa, Chordata, Amphibia, Anura, Pipidae. Gene Ontology annotation, molecular function: sphingolipid delta-4 desaturase activity; catalytic activity. The transcript is spliced from 3 exons.
UAGCCAUAACUUUGUAACAUUGCAAAUUUUUUAAAAGCUAUAAAUUGUCAAAAUGUUUGGCUAAACUUUAGAUUUUCAAUAUUCUAAAAACAUUUUCAUGAUAUAAUUCCUCAUCCCCUUAACUUAGGCAACAUAGUACUUUUUGUGAAAACAGGUUGUUUCUUCCUGCUUUUACAAAGCCUGAUACAUUUGGAUCACAAGUGGUCAGAAGAUACUCACAUUAGCCCCUCCCUCAGGUGAAGUGAGGUUAUAUUAGGGCAUUCUCUUGAGUUGACCCUGAGAUAAAGUGUUGCUGUGUGGAGGCUCAGUGUGCUUUUACCAGCGUUAGAAUGGGCAACACCGUUACCCGGGGUGACUUUGAAUGGGUCUAUACCGACCAGCCUCACACCCAGCGCCGAAAGGAAAUCCUAGCCAAGUAUCCAGAAAUCAAGACUUUAAUGGGGCCUGACCACCAACUGAAAUGGAUUGUUCUAGGAAUGGUGUUUGCUCAGCUUGUUGCCUGUCACCUUGUAAGAGAAUUGCCAUGGAAAUGGGUGCUGUUUUGGGCCUAUGCCUUUGGAGGAUGUGUGAACCAUUCGUUAACACUGGCAAUUCAUGAUAUCUCCCAUAAUGUUGCCUUUGGUAAUCGGCAGGCAAAAUGGAACAGGUGGUUUGCAGUGCUUGCCAAUUUGCCCAUUGGGAUGCCAUACUCUGCCUCUUUCAAAAAAUAUCACAUUGACCACCAUCGGUACUUAGGAGGGGACACCUUAGACGUGGAUAUACCAACAGACUUUGAAGGCUGGUUCUUUUGUACUCCAUUUCGCAAAUUCCUUUGGCUGGUCCUUCAGCCUCUGUUCUACACCCUGAGACCUUUGUAUGUGAAUCCAAAACCUAUCUCCAGGAUGGAAGUAUGCAAUGCCGCUGUUCAGUUUUCUGCAGAUUUUGCACUAUAUUAUACAUGGGGCCUGAAGCCAAUUGUUUACUUGUUAUCUGGCUCUGUUUUCUGCUUGGGGUUCCAUCCUAUAUCUGGACAUUUUAUUGCAGAACAUUAUAUGUUUUCCAGAGGCUAUGAAACAUAUUCUUACUAUGGACCUCUGAAUUUCCUUACCUUUAAUGUAGGCUACCACACAGAGCACCAUGAUUUUCCCAGCAUCCCCGGAAGCAAGCUGCCUAUGGUAACCCAGAUGGCAUCAGAAUUUUAUGACCGACUUCCCCAGCACCAGUCUUGGACACACGUUCUCUGGGACUUCAUAUUUGAAGAGGAACUUGGCCCUUAUUCAAGAAUUAAAAGAAAAUGUUUGCUUGUGAACAAAAGCUAAAAGUAAAAUGGAAUCUUUGCUUUGUGAGGAAAUAUUUUACAGACCUAUUAUAUUAAAGUCCUUACAAACACAGCUUUGUUUUGCAAACUGACCCUGCCAAGAAGAUUGAAUAAAUAACAAAUCUAUGUAUUAAUUUAAUGGAUAAUGGGGUGCAGUUAUGUUGGUGAGCUUCUUUUUUAAUGAGGAAAACCAGCUAAAUCUUCUGACACAUGUCAAUUUAUAACCUGGAGAGACAGUUUGUGAUUUUUUUUUUUUUUUUCAUACUGGUAGGGACACCUUAAAACUUGACACCCCCCGGUGCCGCCUUCUCUAUUAUUAGUAUAGCAUAGGGCCCUGUUUCUCAACCCUGGGUCACAAAAUGUUGUUGAAGUAAAUUUCCUACUUUACCCUUUGUAUAUGUAAACAAUACAGUCUUUUGUAGUCCAGCAACAUCAGGAGACCGAAGGUUAAGAAAAAGGGGUCCAAACUACUAAGCCAAAAUGUUAAGUAUUAUGAGCCCAGCCUGAUGACCAUUUCCAGUGAGAGCUAAGCUGAAUAAUUGUGUGUGAUGGGGACCUUAGACUGUAAGCUCCACUGGGACAGGGACAGAUGUGAAUGAUGUAUGAUCUCUGUGAAAGCACUGUGUUAACUGUGUCAGUGCUAUAUAAAUAACAGGUAAUAUUAAUAACCACAGGCAGAGAGAAGUGGAACAACACUCGGUGUGACCAGGGACCUUAAUUUAAUUAUUCUGCCCCCUAUUGUCUUUGUCUACUACUUCUAUACCCAAAAUCCUCAGUACUCCUUGGUCACCUGCAUGUAAAUCCUUAGAAUGUUUUGAUACAGAUUUAUUAAAAUGUGAGAUUAGAGCUCACCACAGAAAAA